AUGAAACAUCUAUCCAUUAAAAUAAAUGAUUUACCAGAUGAAAUUCUUACAAUUAUUUUGGAAAAAUUGUCUAACAUCGACGAACUCUAUUCUUUAAUACGUGUAAAUAGACGGCAGAAUCCAAUAGGACGCGAUUCAAUUUUUACAAGUCAUUUAAAAUUAAUUUGUUUUUUGAAUGAUUUUACCUAUCCAUUGCCUGCUCUAAUACUUGAUCGAUUUUGUUUACAAAUUUUACCUGAAAUUCAUCAUAAAAUCAAAUGUCUUGAUCUUGAAUCAACAUCUAUGAAUCGUAUUCUUCUUGCUUCAAAUUAUCCUAAUUUAUAUAAACUUGGUUUACAUGGUCUUGAUAUCGAAAAAGCUGUAUCUCUAGUUAUUUUUAAGGGUGUGGGUGUGGGUGUGGGGUGUGGGUGGGUGUGGGUGUGGGUGUGGGUGUGGGUGUGGGUGGGUAUGAAGGUCUUCUUUGCUCAUAACUCACACCCACACCCAACCACCCACACCCAGCCAUCCACAUUCCACACCCCACACCCACACCCUGCCAUCCACAUUCCACACCCCACACCCACACCCACCCACACUCACACCAAUUCUUUUCGACCGUAGCAAAAGUCGAGCUGAGUUUAUUUCUUUAAAAUUCGAAUUGAUGACUCUUGGACUCAGUUUUCGAUAUACGCUUAAAAGAGAGAUUCUUCUCUUUCUUGUCUUUAAGUGCAUUCGUUGACAUCUAUUUUAUACUCGAGAUUUCAAUAGAACAAACUAUAUGUCAAGAUAUAAUUUUUAAGCUAUUGUGAAAUAAAACUUGCUGAGCUCUUUAAAAAAUGCUACAACACAUUGUAAAAUAAGUUACAAUGUGGAAUUAUUGUCUUUGAACCGAAAAUCAUCUUCAAUAUUUUAAAGAUGAAAGAUUUUGAAUAAGACAAAACAUUCCAGAAGAAGAAAAAUGUAUUUUACGAUAGAAGACGUUACAUUAGAAAAAACCUAUUCGUCAGUCAAUGGAUUCCGAAUAUCUAUUUUUAUGGUUCUAUGGAUAAACUUGUUCCAGAUUUGUUUGUAACUUUUUCUCAAGAAAUGCGAAAUAUUGUACAUGUAAACAAAAUAUUGUUAGUGUGUAGGAUAUGAUAUACAGAAAAAUAAAAUAACAUAUCAUGUAUUUGUGAUUAUUACAAAAUAUUUUUCCAUUAUUCCUUUUUAGUCACAUCUCUACUAUUGAUAAACAUCUAGCUCUCAUCAUGUAUCGUCUUAAAAUAACAUCGGAAAGCAAUAUUUGAUUUUUGCUGACGAAUUUCAUAUUAUUGGGAAUGGUUAUUGGACCUCAUGUUGUUCACCACUUACUAUGGUUGCUUUUUGACCAAUGCUUAUAUAUAACACCUUACAGGACCAGUACUAGUCGAACUUGAAGUAUCUUUAUAUAAAAAUAGUUAUUCUAUUAGAGAUUUCAUCAUACAUGAAUUGACAAAUCUUUAGAUGCUUAUAGCUAUCUAAACAAAAGCAUUGUUCGUGGGUGAGAAUAAGUUUCUUUUCUUUCUUACGAUAAGCAAUGUUUUUAUAUCUAGAUAAAG
Rotaria sp. Silwood1 is the source of this 1556-nucleotide messenger RNA. The record is from the annotation of a GenBank genome assembly. NCBI's taxonomy places the organism in Eukaryota, Metazoa, Rotifera, Eurotatoria, Philodinida, Philodinidae.